Molecule: messenger RNA, 4911 nt
Organism: Pichia kudriavzevii
Lineage: Eukaryota; Fungi; Ascomycota; Pichiomycetes; Pichiales; Pichiaceae
Exons: 1
Coding region: 1-4911 (1636 amino acids)
Source: RefSeq, a predicted model, not a curated record
AUGUCACAACGUGUGCCCGGAAGUGGCAUUCCAGAUCAAUUCAUAUCCGAUCUCGUGAAUAUAGCUGUUGAUGCCAAGCGUAAGAAUCCAGAAAUUAGACAUGCUUGUGACCAUUCAAUCGAUAUACUCCAGCCAUUUUCUUCUUCUAAUAACAAAGUGAAUGAAAAUCCUAAACUAAAAGGGAAUUUUGAAGAGGCAAUUAAAAGUCGCCCAGAAUUUAUUUCACCCUUAUUGAUGGCUUGCCACUCAAAGAACCCCAAAUUAAUUAUUAAUGCCAUUAAAAUCUUGGGAAGAGUAGUCCAACUGAGAUUAAUCCCUGAUAAUAAGAAUUUAGUAGAGCAAAUUGUUGAUGCUUUGUCAGAUGCAUCUACUUUGGGGGAUGAGGUACAAGUUAAACUGUUACAACUGUUGCCCACGUUUGCUCAAAUCAAUGCAAGAUAUAUCACUGGUGAGACAUUGAGUAAGCUAUUAUUCAUCUGUUCCAAUCUUCAGACUGCUAACAAAUCACUACUGAUUAUAAAUACAGCACAGGCUACGUUUAGUCAAAUCAUGGAUAUUGCUUUUCAGAAGGUCGGUUCCGAGGAAAUGCCAAGUACUACUUUUCAUGAAAUCAAUAUCGAUGAUCACAUCCAGAUGGAAGUUGAUGAUUUCUCAUUUGAUGCAUACCGUAUACUUGAUGACAUAUGUAGUUUAGUCGAGCAUCACCGACCAUCUUUUUUGAAGCCUGCAUACAUCUCCGAAGACUAUGGUUUUGAGAUUCUGGAGAGCUUGAUCAAGAAUAACUCAGAGUUAUUUCGUAAGCAUGCUGAGUUAGCUUCCUUAUUGAGAACAAAGCUUGCUCCGAUAUUACUUAGGUUCAUUUCCUCUAGCAAGGAUUUCAAUUUAAUGGUGAAGGUUUGCAGGAUAAUUUUAGUAUUGGUUACUGAAGUAUUUGAAGUCAUGAAAAUUGAGUCAGGUGUGAUUCUUUCUUUACUGACACAUAUUUUAACAAAAGAAUCUGGUUCACCAUAUUGGAAGAAAGUGAUGGUUUUAGAAAUUUAUGUGGCUAUUUUCAAAAAUAUUACAUUACUAGAACAACUUUUCAAGGAGUUUGAUAUUAACGCUGAUCAACCAAGUAAAAGUUUAGUCAAGGAAUGUUUGCAAGCAUGUUUAACCAUUGUCAUUGAGAACAAAAGUUUACUAAAUACAGGAGAUUUAGUUCAGCCCCCUUUCAACCUCCAAAUUAAAUCAGAGCAGCAGCAAUCAUUGCCUAGUGGUUUAAACUCUAGUGAUUUCAAAGAUAGUGUUAGGUUUAUUGACUCCAUUGACAAACAUGAAGCGCCACAUGUGGUUCCAACAUACUCCCUUUUUAUGAUUACUCAAAUGUUUACUGCUCUCUCUAGCUGUAUCCAGCAUUCUACGCUGAAACUAAUGAAGAUUGCAGACCCAGUCCAAUAUCUCUCUCCAGAAGCUUUGGAUCAGCACAAAUCUGAAGAGAAUGAUGAGGCAAAGAAAGCAUAUAAUUGCAUCUAUGAGUUGAUCAGACAUACAUGGGAAAUACAGCUACAAACAGCUGACAUAUUUAUUCAUUCGUCUUUGGAUGAUGAUUCAUUCACCAACGUACUAACUAUUUUAGAAAAUUUGUGUUAUUGUGCUGGUUCCUUAACUUUUGUAGAAGUUCAACACGUUGUCUUUUCUUAUCUAGCGGUUUGUACACUAAAGCUAGAUGGUAGUUGCGGCUACAAAAGCAAAGUUCUUUCUUUUGGUGAAUCUUUGGUUGGCACGAUAAGUUCUACUUUAGGGCAUGCGGUAUCAAAUAUUGGUAACAGUUCUCAUGAUGAUAAGUAUGAACCACAUAUUAAAUUUUAUCCACGCUCAAUCAAUUCAAGACAUAUAUUAUGUUUCCACACACUAGUUAGGUUAGCUGUUUCAUUAAGCAAGCGUUUAAACAAAGAUUGGGAAAUUAUUUUAAUAGUCUUGCAGUGGAUGAGCUACUAUGUUGAUGGACCUAGUGGUUUCAAAAAGAAGGAGUUUCCUGCUGUUUCGGAAUAUUUGAGUAACAGAGAUCUGCAAAUUGUCGAGCAUUCACUAACCGAACUUAACAAGAGUAUCUGUAACCUAAACACGGAGACCUUUACGAUUCUACUCAAAUCCAUCAUAUCCUUAUCCUGUAAGGUAUUGGAUGAGCCUCACGAAGAGCUAUUUGGCCAACUACCUGUUGAUAAGGAUGGUAACAUUCAACCAUGUGUCUUUAAUAAGCUGUUUUACGUUAGCAAAAUUACUGAUGUCUCUUCCAUUAGUCCGACAAAAUUUAUGAUCCUUUCCAGUGACAACAUGGAUAGCAUUCGGGCGUUUUUUAGCAAUAUAGUUGGUAAUAGAGACUACUCAGAUGAAACUAGACAUCUUGGAAGUAGAAAUUUUAAUGCAAUUAUCAGGGCAUCAGCGGAAUCUGGGUUUGAAGAUAGUGACCCAAAGAUACAUGAACGAACAGAGUGCGAAGUUCUAGAUCAGAUGUCAAGAUUUAUGAUGGAUUUAUUUGAGCUCCCAAUGUCAAAUGAAUUACUAGUUGCAAAUUGUGAAGGCGAAAUUUAUCUUCAAACACUUGAAACACUGAGGAAUAUCGUUGAUAGAUUUGGCAGCCUUAUUGCGUCAUCUUGGGAUAUUGUUACGGAAAUGCUAAACUUCCCAUUUUCACUAAUCAAAAAAGCUGAAAAUAAUGCGCCCAAAGAAAAUGCUUUACGUGAAAUAAUCAUCACACUAUUAAAAUCGACUUUUGAAACAAUGAAAGUAAUAUUGGAUGAGUAUUUGCAAUGUAUUCCAAAGAGCCAAAUCAAGAUCAUAAUUGAUAGUUUACAUAACUUUGUUAAUCAAGCUUUUGACUUAAAUAUCUCCUUCAAUGCAAUAAGUUAUUUCUGGAUAAUAUCGGAUUUUAUCAAAGAAAAAGUUGAUGUCUCACCAAAAUCCCCAAAAAAGACUUCCUUGAUUAGUACUGAAGCUGCAUUAUCAUCCUAUAUAGUUAGCACCCCAGCGAAUGAUUUUGAAUUCUACAAGUACUUAUGGGUUUACCUCGUUUUGCAACUUACCAAAACUAUGUUAGACAGGAGAGCACAGGUUCGUAAUGGUUCAAUCAUUACUGUUUUUAAUAUCAUUGAUUCAUUUCCUUCCGAAGAUUCUUUAUGCGAAAUACUUUUCAACUUGGUUUUGUCUCCGGUAAUAUUAAAGACAAGAGCACCAUCCCUGAUUUCCAUGAAACCACAGGAACAAAAUGAAUGGAUGGAAAGUUUUGUGAAUAUUAUUAAUGGUCUUUCUAAGUUCUUGUUAACGUAUGUUCCAAUUAGCAAAAGAAAUGAAUUCGCGGACACAAUGAAGGUUACAAUCAGUUUUUUCAUACACUUGGUAAAUUUGGACUAUGGGUGGGUAGAACUUAACAAUAGCAUUUAUAAAAGCUACCAUGACUUACUCAACAAAAUAAGCGAAGCCGAUGUUCCACCCCAAAAUGAUUUGUUAGAAUCAUUGUAUGAUUUCUGGGCUAAAAUAAAAAUUAACUACAACUUUGGUAAUCCUUCAAUGUAUCAAAAAGCAUUACUCACUCUUGUUGGUUGUUUCCCUUUGUCAAUGAAACUCUUUAUCCCUAUAAUGAACCCAGAAAAGUUUGAAAAAAUGCUAAUGGUGUUGAACCAUUGUAUCAGAUAUCCGAUCUUGGCUGAUUCAAGAAACGAUGAUGAAAGGUGUACGUUUUUACAAGAAUCAAUUUUGAAAAAUCUAGAGAAUCUCAUUUUCGAUAAAACUGACGAAUCAUAUUAUGCAUACCAAUCUAUUAUAAUUCAGCAACUUAACAUGAUUUUAGUGUUGCCAUUUCACACACGUGACCUAAUUGUUAAAAAACUAGGAGAUAAAGGAGUGAAAAUUCCUACAUUUGUUGCGGCAAGUGGUUAUAGUAUGAGGAUUCUCAAGUCUCAAAUUAAAGACAUGUCAGAUUUAACCUUCCUUAAUGACCAAUCGAUUGUUAAGGUAGUGAAGUCUUUAAUCGAGCCUAGCAAGUUAAAGAGGGAUAUCUUGAUUGUCAAUGACAAUAAUGAGAAAACAUACCUUUGGAUGGUAAGUUACGAACUUUUGACAAGUGUAAUAGUCAAAUUUUUAGGCAUGAUAAUGGAUAGACAAGAUAAAUUAUCGCCUACAACAAUUAGUAGGCUAAAUGAAUUUCUUCCUAAUUGUUUACAAGCAUAUGAAUGUUGCUUUAUUGCACAUGAUGCAAGUAGUAAAACAAAUGAUUUCGCAUAUUCACAGUACAAGUUACUAAGCGCUACGCUACUGAAGUUUAUCAACCUCUACUACGGUACUCAAGAAAACUACCAAGUUUCUAGGGAAUUGGCCGAAAAGUUUGUUUCUAUCACUUGGGAGUUCUCAUUUUUUUACAAGCACGAUUCCUUGAUGGAGUCAUUCUUCGGGUCUGAUGUAUCAACUUAUACUUCGAUUACUGAACUUAUAGAUAUAUUGACUUUUGAGCCAAACUGGAAUAUUUACGGGAGUACUGAACCUAUUGUCAUACAUUCCCAUAUAAGGUUAUUGUCUUCCUGUUUUAAGGAUCUCUACAAGAUGUCAAAUGCUCGAGAAUAUUCCGAGAUCAGCAAAAUUGCAUUUCCAUUUUUCCUUGUAAGAUGUGCUUAUGGACUACGAAAAUAUCUUAUGCAGUCAAAGCAAAUCAAGCGUAUGCCUCUUUCUAAAAUACUCGUCAUUGAGAUGGAAUAUGUAUCAGAAGCAUUAAACGGUUUAAUACAGCUAGAGUCUAAUAAUGAAAGAAAUGCUAUGUUUGAAAAAAUUCUGCCGAUGGUCUUUCAGUUAAACAGCCAUGGCGCUACAGAAGCUACUCAGAAGAAUUUAGCAGAAAUGAGUGUUCAAUUUAUAACAUCUACUAAGAAUGGCUCAGUUUAA